This is a messenger RNA of Sphenostylis stenocarpa, 222 nucleotides long. The record is from the annotation of a GenBank genome assembly. NCBI's taxonomy places the organism in Eukaryota, Viridiplantae, Streptophyta, Magnoliopsida, Fabales, Fabaceae.
AUGUCAGCCCCACACAAUUCCUCCAUUUUUGAUGCCACUGUCUCCUCCAACCCGCCUAAUCAAAUCAUGCACUCCAUGAAACGCCAACUCCCCUUCUCCUCCAUGAAAUCUCCCUUCUCCAUUAUCGUAGAGUACCACCGUUUUUCUCCCGACCAUUGUCGCAACCUCGACACCAAAGUCCUCAAACUCUGUCCUGGUGAUAGUAACCUUCUGGGUUUGUAA